GGGCAGCCCCUCCCGGACCCCCCCGCGGCUCCCGGGGCGGGGCCCGAGCGGACCGCGCAGGACUUGCCCCGUUUGAUUUGGCCCAGUGUGGAAAGCUCUCGCUUUAAGACUGAAGUGGGAGCACCAUUUGGAAGGAAAUUCAGCAGGAAAAGUGAAGUUUUCCAUCCCCUCCCAACUUAUGCACCCUCUAGUGGGCCAAGGACUCAGUCCAUGCUUGCUUUUACUCCCUCGUGGCCCAAGAAGACUUUGUUUAAAAGAGAGUCUCCUAUAACACACCGCCUGUUUGGAGACAUCUCAAGAGAUGUUCCAAAAAAUGCUGAGGAUGGAGUGAUUUUUCAGAAAUGUGCCAUGGUGUCCGGGCAGAGCGAACUGCAGACAGCUCAUGUGAGACUGCUCGUGGACAACACCAGGACCCCUGUGGCCACCAACCUCUCCGAUCUGCUCCUGCUGGACAACAUCACUGGCCUCUCCGUUAUGGGGUCGACCGGAAACCAGACCUCGGCGGGAUUCCAGGCUUUCAGAAAGAAGUUUCUGCAAGUGGGAGACUCCUUCUCGGUCAGCUACACAGCUUUCAUUAAGGCCGGAGAAGUGGGGAGCGGAGAGGUCCUGAUGCUUCCUGCCCAGCUCACCUUUCAGAGCUCAGCGCAGGUUCAGCAUCAUGAGAGCAAGCUGGAACACUCCCAGUUCACGUCAGCCGAUGGUGUCAAUGAAGACCUUGCUCUCAAUGACCAAAUGAUUGACAUUCUGUCUUCAGAGGACCCCGGAAGCAUGCUUCAAGCUUUAGAAGAGUAA
Leptonychotes weddellii (Weddell seal) is the source of this 792-nucleotide messenger RNA. NCBI's taxonomy places the organism in Eukaryota, Metazoa, Chordata, Mammalia, Carnivora, Phocidae. The record is from RefSeq and is a predicted model, not a curated record.